AUGAAUAAUAUAUUCCACAAACUCCAUGUUGAAGGCAAACACCUCAAUAAACUCGGAGCUGCAGAUGUUCUUCAGAUAACUGAACAUUCAUUACAGUCCCAUGAGUUUUAUUCUGAGGAGGAGCUGAUUCAGACUUUCAUACAAAAACUACUGAUGAUGAACUACAGAGCACGAUACAUUAAAACUAAAGAGACCAACAAACAGGAUCAUACACAACAAACAGACAACGACUUCUCUGAAGAAGAGUGUGAUAUUUUUGAUGAUGUUUUCGGAAACCUCUCUCCGUCAGACAAAGCAUCAAAUCAGUCUGACCCUGUUCACCCAAUGGAUGUUCAGAUGGCAGUGUUUCAUUGUGCUGAUGGUUUCUUGAAGCAGCUGAUGGUGACUAAACUGUCCCAGUGUCAGUACGCUCUGCCUCUGCUUGUUCCUGAUCCAUUCACACAACAGAUUGAGUUUCCUCUCUGGACAUUCAGACAAAUUAACAAGAGCUGGAAGAUGAGAAACAACCAUGAAAUCAUCAGUCAAACCCAGCCGAUCUACAAGGCAGAAACUCCAAUGGUGUUUUUCUUCAGGUUUGGCUCUGUGUCUUUAUCCAAGUCUCAGCUGAUGAGCAGUCUGAUCAAUGAGAAACACAACACGUUCUUCCACAGGAACUGCCCAGGCAGCAGCAGAACCAGAGAGUUGAUGGAUGGAGUGGUGGAGAUCGCCUGGUUCUGCCCUUCUGAAUCAUAUGAUGACAAAUUCACCGACUGUGUUGCGUUCUGUAAUCUACACGGCGAUGCAGGAAAACAUGAGAAACAGCUGCAGAUCCUCACUGAAAUGGCCUCAGUCAAUGUUGUUCUUCUACCACGACUGGACAGGAAUGACAAACAUGCAGCAAAGAUCCAAAAACUCUACAGGGACAGAAAGCCACUCAUUUGUCUUUUGGAUGAGAAUGAUUCUUCUGUAAUUAAGACCAAGAAAGGGAAAUUCAACAUUGGUCUGAAAUGCAGAAGUCAGUCAGAUGUAUCUGAAGAACUCAGAAAAGCUAUAAAUGCUUGUCUCUUAGAAUCGUCUUCCACUUUCAGACUUGAAGAUGUGUCCAAACACUCAGACAUCAGAGUAGAUGAGGAAGAGGAUGAUGACUGCAGGAGAGGAAGAGAAGCAGCACAUCAGAUGAUCAGUUUGCUAAAGACGAAAGAGCUGAGAAAAAUCAAAGAAUCAUUUCUGCCUCAUCAGGGGAAACUGUGGCAUCAGUGGAGUCAGAAGAACAAAGAACUACAUCGACCUCAAGGAGAAACGAUUGAAAUGGAAAUAAGUAGAAAAAAAACACAAAUGAAUAAAAUCCGCAAACAGCAGCAUGAAUUUGAUAUCAGUGAUUUUAUCAAGUGCUUAAUUGAACAAAUGUGCUCAUAUGAUAAACUUGAGAUUAUGUUUUUUCUCAAAUGGCUCAGAUUUCUCCUGGAUGAGCAUACAUCAGCUGAUCUUUCAGCUCUACACCACAAGUAUCAUGAAAAGUGGUCAACAGUCUUACAACUGAAAGAGAAUCAUGAUAAGUCAGAACAACUUGAAACGGAACAAACUGAACUUGAGACAAUAUCUGAGGAACUUCAGGCUGCAACCUUUGGUUUGGAGCACAUCAUGAGGGAGAUCGGACAAAUCUAUGAAUCAUGUUCAUCAGUGAAGAAGAACAAGAAAGACCUGAAAAAUUUCUCUUCUCUCCCGAGUCUUGCAGCAGAGAUGAUGAUCUCUGGAUCUCCACUGGAGCUGAUGGAUGGAGACGCUGCUCAUGUUCCUGUGAUCUGGAUCUCUGCUGUUCUAGAUCAACUCAUCCAGAAACUGGGAGACCAGAGAGUCUUUGUGCUGUCAGUUUUAGGGCUUCAGAGCUCUGGGAAAUCCACCAUGCUGAACGCCAUGUUUGGGCUCCAGUUUGCCGUCAGUGCUGGCAGGUGCACCAGAGGAGCUUUCAUGCAGCUGGUCAGAGUCUCAGAUGAGAUGAAAACACAGAUGAACUUUGACUAUAUUCUGGUUGUUGACACUGAGGGUCUUCGUUCUCUAGAACUGGCUGGAAGAUCAACAAGACAUCAUGACAAUGAAUUUGCCACAUUUGUUAUUGGUCUUGCAAAUCUAACACUGAUCAACAUUUUUGGAGAAAACACAGCUGAGAUGCAGGACAUUCUUCAGAUUGUUGUUCAGGCCUUCAUGAGGAUGAAGAAGGUCAGACUGAAUCCCAGCUGUGUGUUUGUGCAUCAGAACGUUUCAGAUGUCGCAGCUAGAGAAAAAACCAUGGAGGCAAGACGACAACUGCUGGAGAAAUUAGAUGAGAUGACAAAACUCGCUGCUAAAGAGGAAGGCUGUGAUGCAGAACGUUUCAGUGAUGUCAUUAAAUUUGAUGUUCAGAAAGAUGUGAAGUAUUUUUCUCAGCUCUGGGAGGGAAACCCACCCAUGGCACCGCCAAACCCAAACUACUGUGAGAACAUUCAAGAACUGAAGACAUUUAUUAAGUCUCAUGCCUCAAAAUCACAAAGAAUGCUGCUGAAAGACUUCAAAAUUCAUAUUAAAGAUCUCUGGGAGGGUUUACUGAAUGAACAAUUUGUCUUCAGCUUCAGAAACUCUCUGGAGAUUUCAGUCUACAGGAAACUGGAGAAUGAAUACAGCAAGUGGUCCUGGAGUCUUCAAAAUGCCAUGCUGAAAAUUGAGAAUAAACUACACAACAAAAUAGAAAAUGAAGCAAUUCAUGAAGUUGAGGAAACUGAUCUUCAAAGAAAACUGAAGAAGACAAGUGAAGAAGUGGAAGAAUCAAUGUCUGAAUUCUUUGAGAAAGACACAUAUGCAGAAAUACUGAUUCAGUGGAAAACAUCCUUUGAAACCAAAAUCAAAGAGCUUGAGAAAAACAUUGUGAGAGAAACAAAGAAAAAAAUGAAUGAGAUUCUUCAUCAAAAAGUCCUUAAGAAAAAACAGGAUCAGGUGACACAUCAUGAAAACACUCUCUAUGAAAAGAGCAAAGAACUUGCCUUAAAGCUCAAAGACAGAGCAAACGAUGAAGAAACACUGAAGAAGGAGUUUGAUUUGUUUUGGAAAAUGAACAUGAAGAUCAUCAGUGACACUCCAGCAAUCAGAGACAUUGACACAAUGAACAUGAAAGAAAUCCUCAGUGACAAGAAAAAAGAUGAGUACUAUAGUAUUUUCCAGAAAUACUGUCAUGGAGCAACAUCAGCUGCUAUUUUUGGUGAGAUCAUCUGUCAGAAACUUAAAGAUCCCAUUGAGCAGAGUGUCUACAAGAACACCGCCAGAGAUCUGACAGAUGAAAUGAGAUCAAACUGUGAAUCUCUGAAUAGAAGCAGAUCAAAUCUUGAAAAACACAUCCUGAAGACACUGGCAGAAGAGGAGGAUUUUGACAAAUACAUGAACUACAUUAAAACUCCCAGAGAUCACUUCAAGAGUUUCAUCAGAGAUGAAGUCAGUCAGUACAUCACUGAUCAGUUCAGUGUCAGUGUUUUACCCAAGAUGGAGGAGAACAUUGAACUCCUGCAGCAGAAGAUCAUGAAAGCAGCUCAUGAAUCUACUGAACAUGUUCAAGUGAAGAGAGGAGAUGCUGGCUUGUGGUUGAAGAGUUUCACACAGCAUCUCUCCGAAGAGCUGAUCUUCUCUGAAAAAGACCUCAGUGGAGUCAAACAUGACGAUGUUGAUGAUUUCAACCUCCUAGAAGAUGUGAUAAGACAAGAACUUGCUGAUAUCAUUUCUGAUAUCAGCAGUAGAUUCAACACAGAGACAUUUCCAGUAAAGCUGGACUAUAAAUUCAGACCAGAUGAGCUUCUGAUUGAUCACCUUUGUCAGUGCUGUUGGGUUCAGUGUCCGUUCUGUAAAGCCAUCUGCACCAACACCAUAGAAAACCAUGAUGGCGAUCACAGUGUUGCUAUCCAUCGUAAUAUUGGACUGAAUGGGUGGUAUUACAGAGGAACAACAAACUUGGCUAUUACUAUAUGCACAUCAGGCGUAGCAAGUGAUCAUUUUUUUUAUGCUGGUGCCUCAAAUGACAAAUUUCCUUGGAGAGAAUACAGAACAGCAGGAGGGAAAUAUAAAGACUGGAGCAUCACACCUGACCUCUCUGAACUGCCCUACUGGAAGUGGUUUGUGUGCAGAUUCCAGAAAGAUCUGGAAAAAUACUACAAUAAAACAUUUGAUAGUCAUGGUAAGAUCCCAGACAACUGGAGAACAUACUCAAAACAUGAAGCUGUUGAGACUUUGGAAAAAUACAUUUAA
Messenger RNA from Sinocyclocheilus grahami, 4242 nucleotides. RefSeq names its product interferon-induced very large GTPase 1-like. The coding region runs from base 1 to 4242 and encodes 1413 amino acids. The transcript has 2 exons. The record is from RefSeq and is a predicted model, not a curated record. Gene Ontology annotation, molecular function: GTP binding. Lineage: Eukaryota; Metazoa; Chordata; Actinopteri; Cypriniformes; Cyprinidae.